This is a messenger RNA of Galleria mellonella (greater wax moth), 1574 nucleotides long. RefSeq names its product protein argonaute-2-like. The transcript is spliced from 4 exons. Gene Ontology annotation, cellular component: chitin-based extracellular matrix. The record is from RefSeq and is a predicted model, not a curated record. The coding region runs from base 65 to 1090 and encodes 341 amino acids. Lineage: Eukaryota; Metazoa; Arthropoda; Insecta; Lepidoptera; Pyralidae. Gene Ontology annotation, molecular function: structural constituent of chitin-based larval cuticle.
CGUAAUAGUGAAUUUUUUUAUUAUCAUUCUUAACUCAUCCAGUGUUGUGGAUUACGGUGUCAAAAUGAAACUGAUCACUGCAAUCAUCGCUUUAGCCAUCACUGGCUUCACCAGUGCGAUCCAAGUUUAUCAACAGCCACAGGCCACAUCACCAGUGGCCUAUCAGACGCAGCAAUAUCAACAGCAAGCUUUGUACUCCCAACCUCAAGGGUUCACAAAAGCACAGGACGUGUAUGUCCAAGUCCAACCUGAGCAUCAAAGGACUCAGUCAGCAGAAGGCAGUGCGAGGGUGCUGAGUUACAACUCGGAGAAUCACGGCCAUAGCUACCAAUAUGCUUAUGAGACAGAGAACGGUAUCCAAGCCCAAGAAGUUGGACAAAUAGACAAAGGCACCCAGGCUCGUGGUGCUUACUCCUAUCGGGGCACCGAUGGUCAGGUCUACUCCGUCACCUAUACAGCUGAUGAGAACGGGUUCAGGCCGGAAGGUGCCCACCUGCCCACCCCACCACCCAUACCUGAAGCCAUUGCUAGGGCCAUAGAACAAAACACCUAUGAUGAAGUUAAUGGCAUUUUUGACGAUGGUUCAUACAAAAAUUAUCAGCAGCAAUCCGAAACAAGUAACCAACAGAUUGGUUAUCAGCCAAGUACACAACAGCAAAAUGGUUAUCAACAAGGUGGUUACCAGCAAAAUACUUACCAACAAAGCGGUCGCCAACAAACCGCUAAACAACAAAAUAGUUAUCAGCAAAGCAGUAAUCAGCAAAAUGUUUAUCAAUUAAGCGGUUACCAGCAGGGCGAUAACCAACAAAAUGUUUAUCGACAAAGUGGUUACCAGCAGGGCGAUAACCAACAAAAUGUUUAUCGACAAAGUGGUUACCAACAAGGCGGUAACCAACAAAACAGUUAUCAACAAAGUGGUCAUCAGCAAGGUGGUAACCAACAAAUAGGUUAUCAACAAAGCGGUAUCAGGCAAAAUGUUCAUAAACAAAGUGGAGUCCAACAAAAUGGCUAUCAACAAAGUAACUCCCAACAGAAUUACAACGUUGUUCCCUCAACAGUAACCAUUCCCAUUAUUAGUGGAUAUUAUUAGAAUCAAAUAUUAAUAAGUUAUGAACGGUAACAUUUAAUAAAAAUAAGGCCCUCCUUAUACUAUGCGACAAAAUUGUGAGCAACACUUUUUGUCAGUAAAAUACAUAUUUAUGCAUGCUAUAGUUUAAAGCAGUCGAUAUUCUGGUUACAAAAUAUAUAUCAUCAAAACAAAUUCAGUUUAAUCAAGUAGUAAAUCCAUAUCAUGAGUAUUUCAUCUAUAGAUGAUAGUCAGACUUUAAUUAUCAAAAUUGUGGUGAAUAUAAAACUUGGAUUUGUAUGUCGGCUAAAUAGGCGACGUGACGUCAAAUUAAAAGUACCCAUAACCAGUGAGAGUGUAUGAAUAGAUCGAUGAUUGUAGAGGAAGAGAAAGAGGUCUGCUUGAAGCAUACUUCAAUGGGCUUGGCGAAUAUGUAUAGAAAACUUGGAACAUCCUCAUUUCGACGACUGUAACAAUGAAAUUUUUCGUCAAUGAACGCGAGCUGUCU